Messenger RNA from Cuscuta campestris, 3717 nucleotides. The record is from the annotation of a GenBank genome assembly. Lineage: Eukaryota; Viridiplantae; Streptophyta; Magnoliopsida; Solanales; Convolvulaceae.
CAGUGUUCGAGAGGAUGUCCCGAGGACGAGUACUUGUCAGUGAAAGGUUGGGAUGGAAUCUGGAGAGGGCCCCAAUAGGCUGGGAACAGCCCCAAGCUAGCCGAGUGGAGUCACCCCGGCACACUCCCCGUUCUCAGCUAUGUUUUGGGAGAAAUCAGGAACCUCCCGGCAACUAAGCAGAUGGAAAGGAAGUCUAGAGCUGACUAAGUGUCCCAACCCAUCAACGCCUUGGACAUGUGGCACCAGAGCAGGGGGAUAUUCAAGAUCUCUGACAGCAGAUCCAAGACAUGCAGUAAGGAGUCGGUCCCGGAGGUCACACAGAUCACGCCUGAUGGCAAUGUGCGCUCAGUCCAUAGCAAGGACGAGGGCUGGGAUGUACCCCAGGCCCAAAAGAAGUUAAAAGGAAAGGCAGUCCAGCCUGAAGGAUCCAGGAGAUUAGCGUUUCAAAGGCUGGGACAUGACGGCAGGAAUCAAAACCGGUCUGCUAGAGAACGACUAGGAGUGGAGACCACCCCGGUGAACGCCUUCGACCGACUGGGAAGAGGGGCUAGGCGACCUGGUCGGACCAGGCGCACGGAACCACCCCCUCACGAUGAGCCCCAGAACAGCCGGGCGCCUCAUCAAGAAGAAGAAGCGGAAAGCCAUCCCAGGCACACGGUCCGCUCCCAUGUUGAACAACUUAGGGACCGUGUAGGCCGGGUAGAAGCACGUCUGGAAAAAUUGCAACGCCGGGUUGACCGGGAUGAAAAGAAGAAAAUCCUGCUGAACGAAUCUCCGUUCACAGACCGGGUUCACGAGACCCCAUUCCCAAAGAAGGCAAAGUUGGAGGUCCCGAAGUUUACCGGGAAAGAGGACCCGGAAAUACAUACCCUCCGCGGCCGAGCCGCUGAGUGGUUUCACAACCUCCCGGCUGGCGAAAUCGAUUCUUUCGAUGAGCUGGCCGAAGUGUUUCAAGAAAAGUUCAAAGAAAAUUGUACCAAGAGGAAAAAAUUUACAUACCUUAGUACAGCCGGGCAGAGAGAGCACGAGGAUUUGACCAAGUUCCUCACCCGGUGGAAGGAUGAAGUUGACAAGGUGGAGGAAAUGGACGACAAAACCGCCAUGUCCCUCUUGGUGUCCGAGCUUCGGUCCGGAGAGUUGUACAAAGAGUUCUGCAGAAGGCCUCCCCAAUCCUACCAAGAGGCCUACAACACGGCUUGGGACUACGCUGACAUAGAGGCACAAGUGUCGUCUAAAAGAGAGGCCGAGCAAGGCCAUUCCAGAGGAAGGAUUUCCUUGAAAAAGGAAAUUGAACUGCCCGGCAGGGUGAAAACGGAAGUGAUGGAGGGGGUGAUCAAGCAGAUGAUUGAGGCCGGAGAGUUUGACCCAGAGUAUCUGGCUCAGGCAAAGCAAAAGAAGAAUCAAUGGGUCAGGCCGGAAGGACAACUGGCCGAGCAGAGCAAGAAGAAGAAAGCAGCCAUCCGGCCUGGAAUAAACAAAGUCCGUGGAAUUAUCUCCAUGGUCCACCUCUGCAUGAAGUUCUAUACCUCGGGCGGUAUCAGACAAGUCCGAGGAGAUCAGAAGAAGGCGCGGUCUUGUUACUUGGAGGCUGUAAAGAAGAUGACAAAGGCCUUCGAAAGGGUUACCCUGGUCUCCCAGGAGGAAGACCGGUCGAAGUUGGAACCGGGUGACGAGACCGAGCAGAUUGUCCUCUGGGAAGCAUUUCCGGAGAGAAUGGUGAAGAUAGGCUGGGACUUGCCUGGAGGACUUCGAGAAGAAGUCAUCUCAGUACUCCAGGAGUUUGCGGACAUAUUCGCUUGGAGUGUGGCGGAUAUGCCGGGCAUUGACCGGUCCAUUAUCUGCCACCGGUUGGCUGUUAUUGAAGGCAGCCGGCCGGUGAAACAAAAAAAGAGACACUUGGCAAAUGUCCGAAGGGACUUUGUUAAGAAUGAAGUGAAGGAUCUGUUGUCGUUUAAGAUUGAGUAUAAGCCUAGGACCGCAAUCAAGGGUCAAGCUCUGGCCGACUUCCUUGUGGAGCUGACCGGUCUGGAGGCUGAAGUUGGACCUUCCCAUACGGUCGAAUCGUGGUGGGACAUGGCCGUUGAUGGGGCCUCUGGACCGAAGGGAUGCGGAGCCGGCAUAGUCUUCACUACCCCGGAAGGAUUCAAAAUCUACCAUGCCUUGGUUUUUAACUUCAAGCUUACCAACAAUGAGGCGGACUAUGAGGAACUAGCCGGUGGCCUUAGAUUAGCCUGGGCACUUGGGAUAAAGAGAAUGAAGAUCCGAUCUGAUUCAAGUCUGGUCGUUGGACAGGUCAAUGGUGAGAUGGAAGUUAAAGAAGAUCGUCUGGCCCGGUAUAGUGACCUGGUCCGAGCACUUCUAAGGGAGUUAGAAGAGUUUCGUUUGACCAGGAUACCCCGGUCAGAAAAUGUUGAUGCUGAUAUGCUUUCAAAAUUAACGCAAGCCUGCCCGGAGCAAGUGUCGAAGUUGGCAAAAAUCGAGAUAUUGGACCAACCUAGUGCUGACCGAUUUGAGGUCGCAGCCAUUCAGCAAGGCCAGAGUUCAGCUACCGGGGUGAUUGAAGCGGAUGAUAACUGGAGAUACGAUCUCAUGGAGUAUUUAAUGACCGGCCAGAAACCGGACGACGAAGAACGGGCCAGGAAAGUAGUCCUACGAGCUCCCUGGUUCCAAGUACUGGACGGUCACCUAUACAAACGUGCCAUUAGAGGUCCUCUACUGCGUUGUCUCACCAACCCGGAAGCAGAACGGGUAAUAGCCGAGGUACAUGAGGGGAUUUGUGCAGCUCAUCACAUGUCUCGUACGUUGGCUCAGAGGAUAAUACUGCUCGGCUACUAUCUGCCGACCAUUGUUAGGGAUUGUGAGCGGUAUGUGCAAAAGUGUAGGACAUGCCAAGUUUUUUACAAACAUCCCGGCACACCGGCCACGUAUUAUCAACCAACCUCUAAUGUCAUUCCCUUUGCCCGGUUUGGGAUUGACAUUAUUGGGGCUUUCCCGGUCGCCCAAGGCGGGAAGAAGUUCGUAAUGGUCGCCAUAGAUUACUUCACAAAAUGGAUUGAGGCUGAGGCGAUGGCUACCAUAACCGUACGGCAAUGUGAGAAAUUUGUUUGGAAAAACAUUGUUACCCGGUUUGGAGCCCCAAAGAUGAUUGUCACUGACAACGGCCCACAAUUUCGCAAUCCCCGGUUCACUGCAUACUUGGCCAGUUUCAGAAUCAAGCACAGCAAGGCAUCAGUAGCCUAUCCACAAGAAAAUGGCCAAGUAGAAAAUGCUAACCGGAUAAUAGUGGACGGGUUGAAAAAGAGAUUGGGAGAAGAGGGACGCAAAUGGGAGACCGUGUAUCAGCCCGGCCAGAACGAAGCCGACCACCUAGCUGAGCUGAAUCUGGUGGAAGAGCGAAGGACCAUGGCAGCUGUCAAGAGGCUGGCUACCAGCAGUCAGUUAAGAGAUAUCAUGACAACCGGGUGGGCCCACGUUACUUCCAAGUGCAUGAUGAGGUCUUACGCAGAAGGGAUGCCAGUAAGCCUAAUGAGAGGGGCAAGCUAGUACGUAACUGGGAAGGACCCUAUCGCGUAAGGGCGGUCAUCAGGCCGGGCACUUACCAGCUGGAAACCAUGGAAGGUGGACGAGUUGACCGGCAUUGGAACUCUCACCACUUGCGUAAAUUCUUUAGAUAAAGUGUAAUGAGUUCCCGGUUAUGAAUAAAACUUUGUUCUUUUC